CUGUGGUUUAAUGUCGAAACAACACAUACGUCCAGCGUCCACCGCUUGUUUCACUGUCUAUCAACCACGCUUAGUGUGCAGAAAACGUGCACACUAAAUUGAACACAGGCUUAUUUAUUGAAAUAAUUAUAAAUUAAAGACUUCAGUGAAUUAUUUUAGGGGUUACAAUGUGUCGCACUGAAAAAUAUUGGUUGUGGAGUUUCGUCGUUGCUUUUUUUUUUGUUCAAAUCGCGCAGUGCGCUAAUUUGAGAUGUUACAAAGGGUCACUAGACAACUACAUAACAUCUCCGUUGGAAAAUGUUAUGUUCCUCGCCAACUCUUCGUGCAUAGAUCCAACUUUACCAACCGUCAUUUAUACCUUCGGGUACAGAGGUCGAGUGGACGGGCCAGCCACUAAAGCACUCAUAAGCGCGUACCUGACCAAGAAGAAGAGGAAUGUGGUGCUCUUAGACUGGGAGGAAGAGGCUAAGAGUGGAUUCUUUGGUAUACCUUUAGGGUACAUUAUUACCGCCGUUCCUAGAGCAAUGAAGUUGGGAGACAGUUUAGGAGAUGCGUUGGUGAACAUGGCGCACGCUGGCUUCAACAUGACCCAAGUCCACUUAUUGGGACACUCCCUAGGAGCUCAUGUUAUGGGGUUUGCUGGCAAAAGAGCUAGAGAACAAGGCUAUGUCGUCUCUAGGAUAACCGGCCUGGACCCCGCCCGGGCGCUAUUCGAAGGCUCUUUUGCCUACAAAGGUUUAGACCGUACGUGUGCAAGAUUCGUGGACAUCAUACACAGCGACCCCGGUGGCUAUGGCACCACAAAGUCAACAGGAACAGUCGAUAUAUGGCCCAACUACUUCGGCAGCGGUGGAGCACAGCCGGGUUGUGCUGUUGGUGAUUUUGAUAUGUUCACUCCAGAAGCAGAUACAAUCGACGAUGUUAACAUCAACAACGGAACCAAUUAUACACAAUACUUCAGAAUGAUCACUAAUGUGAUUAAUAAAGUGAAGCCCAAUCUAUGCAAUCACGAUCGGUCGUGGCAGUAUUUCGCUGAAUCUAUAAUCCAUCCGACCAUGUUCCCGGCCGCUGCAGCCACUGACUACGACAGUUGGGUCCACAGCAACAAAUCUGCAGAUAUCGUUUAUUUAGGAGACUUGACGAAUAUACGAGCCAGAGGUAAUUUUUACCUAUCGACAAAUUCGAGACCUUUCUAUGGAAAAGGGAAGGCAGGCCUGCAACCCAAUAACCAAGCGAGUGUGACGCGCAGACAUUUAUCACUCUCCAGAUUUCUCAAAUACCUUAGAUGAUAAUUAGAUAAUUAAUGAUUGUUAAAAUAUUAUAUAGGCUGUUAUUGAUAGUAUUAUGUAGGUACUUAUUAAUAAUAUUACAGUUGAGUACAUUUGUUACAUACUCGUACCUCAUAAAUCCAAAGAUAAUUCUGUUAUUUGUACCAAUAUUAAAAGCUAUCAAGGGCAUAUGGAAUCUACAGAUAAGAUAUACACAAAUGAAGUCAAAUUCAUCAGCACCCUUUUAAUAAUGUUCUAAUAGUGAAGCAGUGGCUGAUGUAAAUGUACAAGAUUUACUGUGUUCACAUUUACAUCGAUGGCGCCUCUAGCGGAUAGUUUCGGAAACUCAAAUCUGUAUACUAACUUAUUAAUGCUGACAUAAAUUAGUAUGUAGAUUUAAUUAAACAAUCUUUGUACAACUCACAAUGAGUACUUUGAAUAUUUUUUUCAAAGAAAUAUAAGGUUAAAAUAAAAUUCUGAAUCUCGUGUACCAAACACUUGUUAGUAUAUGAGAUUCAAAUAUAAAAAAUAAAUAUAUAAUUAAUUUAAAAGUUACUAUUUUAUACGGCGUUUCCGUCUGUCGAAUGAAUAUGGGGAGCUUUUAAAUUUCAGUACUGAGUGCCUCUCUCACUAAUCUGACAGCUACACGCGCCAUGUUUGUAUGGGAGAAUCAAAUUUAAUUAUCGAAUUAAGAUUUCUUUUUUUGAAAUUUUUUUUCUGCUCGAACACUCCCUUAAAAAUGAAAAUGAUUUCUAUUAGACCCAAUACAGACAUAACCUUAAAUAGCAAAUAAGCCUUAGAUAUCCUUCGAGUUCCAGACAGUGCCCUAACAAGCUCCACUUACCAAACAAAGACUAGCGAAUAGCGCAAGCGAGGUACCGUUCCAUUAUCAUCCAUUAAAAAACAAUCUUACCAAACAAAGGCGAAGCUGGAGGUAAAGGGAUUGCUAGUAAUGGGGUCUAAUUGCUCCACUGCUAGUAAUAUACCCUAUCAGGUCGACGUCUACAUGGUCACCACUGGAAAUCGUCGUUAUUAAUUCUUACUGAAUUCGGGAGGAUGAGCUAACUGAUUUGCUUUCAUCCUCACCAUCCAUUAUAACCCAUUGAAAAAGACGCCCUUGUCUUUAUAGUAACUUAAAAAGUAUUACCUAAUAAUAGUCCUACCUAAAGUGGGUUUUUUAUAUAUUAUUUUGUUGCUACUGUCCAAGUUUUAAUAACAUUUAUACAAUUAUUUAUACAAAUCCUUGCUCUAUUUCAAUGAAAAAAAUAAUAAUAUAUUGUUUAUUUCACUAAAAAUAUAGUAGGUUUUAAUUAUAGACACUGGAGUCGAUUCUGAAGUAUCAAAUCUCAAUUUCUAACAUUAAAAUUAAAAUAAAAAAAAAGAAUAUUAAAUUAUUUGUAAAUUUGCGUCAGAACAGAAUAUUUAAUUGUCUAUGGUCCAUACUGUAAUAGUUUUGUUCAAGUACCAAAUUAAAACUACAAUUUAUUUUUUUAAAGAUAAGUUUAGGCAACAGUACUUCAAAGUCGACCUCAGUGUGAUGUGAAGAACCGGUACCGGCACCUUUACAACCUUACUACCGUGAUACCAUAGAAAUGAUUAUAUAAUACAAACAAAGCAAAAAUAAAGCCUUAUAAACCGGU
Messenger RNA from Galleria mellonella (greater wax moth), 2908 nucleotides. RefSeq names its product phospholipase A1-like. The transcript is spliced from 8 exons. NCBI's taxonomy places the organism in Eukaryota, Metazoa, Arthropoda, Insecta, Lepidoptera, Pyralidae. The record is from RefSeq and is a predicted model, not a curated record. The coding region runs from base 168 to 1289 and encodes 373 amino acids. Gene Ontology annotation, molecular function: lipase activity.